This is a messenger RNA of Punica granatum (pomegranate), 1504 nucleotides long. Lineage: Eukaryota; Viridiplantae; Streptophyta; Magnoliopsida; Myrtales; Lythraceae. The record is from RefSeq and is a predicted model, not a curated record.
CUUUCAAGGCCCAGCCCAUUGAAUUCCCGCUGGCUUUCUUCUCGUCCACUGCCCUUUAUUGUGAACCUUCCGCCACCCCUCUCUCUCUCUAUCUCUGUGUCGACUCCCGGCGGACGCACCAGCAGCAGCUGCAUCGACUGCCCCGCUGAGUGACAGAGGCAGCUUCCGAGGUUUCCGGUGGUGCCAUGGCGGACGCCGCUGUCUCAUCCAAUGAUGAGAGACUGCUCAAAGAAGCUCCUCAGUUAGCAGCAGUCUUGAAGGAAAUAAAAGAAGGGCUAGACAAAGUAAAGAGCAAAGUGAAGGACUUAACUGCGAAGGUGAAAGCAAAUCAAUAUCCAACAGCAGACGGGAUAAGCUUUCUCGAUGCAAAACACUUACUUCUCUUAAGCUACUGCCAGUCACUUGUGUAUUAUCUUCUCCGCAAGGCAAAGGGAUUUUCAAUUGAAGGGCAUCCGGUUGUUAGGAGCCUUGUAGAGAUCAGAUUAUUUUUGGAAAAGAUCCGCCCAAUCGAUAAAAAGCUCCAAUACCAAGUCCAGAAACUCACAAGAGUUACUGGGGCUGCCGCAAGCAAUGGAGGUGUCAAUGAAGAGGAAGCAGAUGCUUCAAAGAAGUCAGAAGAUCUGUUAAAUUAUCAUCCAAACCCAGACAUGCUUGUUAGCAAAACGGAUAUGAAUUCUGAGGAUAAUGAUGGAGUUUAUCGUCCUCCAAAAUUCGCCCCCGCUUUGAUGGAUGAAGAUAAGAUGUCAAGACAGGAGAGAAAUGCUCUGAGAAAGGAGAAAGAGGUGCUAAGACAAGCAAGGCAAAGUGCCUAUAUGAGAGACCUGAUGAACGAUAUUGAUGAAAGACCCGAAGAGAUUCGGGAUGUUGUUGGGACUGAAAGUAGAGAGCUUAUUAGGUAUAGGGCACAGAUGGAAGACCGUGCACGCAGAGAAGAGGAGCUCUUUGUGCGCGCUCCACUUACUAAGAUGGAGAAAAAGAAGCAGAAGCACUUAAUGAAGUCAAGAAAUGGGUUGCUUGGACUUGCUGAUAGCUUGUACGAUGAAAUCAAAUCCUUACCUUUAGAGGAAGGUUUUGGUGAACCACCAACUGGCUUCAGUGGUGGGUCAACGAAAUUUAAGAAGCGGAAGGUAUUCGGCUAGUGUUCAUGACUCUGCACAUGCGUUUAGAGGAAGCAUUGAGGGAGAAAAGUUCUCCAUUGAUGGUCUAGCCGUUUAUUCGAAUCGGGAGCACCACAGAAGAAUGCCCUGACGUAUUGGAGUUUUGGCCUAUCUGGGCAGAGAGUCCAUAAUACUCUGGUAUCGUCAUUUUUGGAAGAGAUCCAGGUAACAUAGCAAAAUGGAGUUAGAAUCUGCAGCCUGUAAGCUAGUUUUUCAAGUAGUUAUUACAUUACUAUAGGUUUUUGAAAGAACUUCAACAGGAUUGAAAAAUUAAGUUACUUGGAGAUUUGCUGUCAACAACACAAAUGAUGUGUGACAUUGCUAAAUUACUGGUAUUCACUUGAUCA